AUGUUGGAGACCAGAGAGGGAGGAGAGCUGCCCAAUACCCUGACUGAAAUGUUCAUCCACUUCCUGGUGGUUCAGACCAAAGUGAAGAAGGUCAAGUAUGAUGGAGGAUCUGAGACAGAUCCACUCUGUGAGCAGCCUCAGUGUACUCAGGAGUGUUCACAGAUCUUUAGAGAGGAGAGAGGGCUGUACCAGGACAAGGUGUUCUGCUUCGUCCAUCUGAGUGUUCAGGAGUUUCUGGCUGCUCUUCAUGUCCAUCGGACCUUCAUCAAGGAUGGAGUUAAUCUGAUGGAAGACCAGAAAAAUAUUUCUUCUUUGUCUAAACACAUUUUCUCUUGGUUGAAAUUAUUUUAUGAGCCAAAUCUAACAAGUCUCCAUCAGAGUGCUGUGGACGAGGCCUUACAGAGUCCAAAUGGACACCUGGACUUGUUCCUCCGCUUCCUCCUGGGUCUUUCAGUGGAGAACAAUCAGACUCUCCUGCAAGGUCUGCUGACAAAGACAGGAAGUAGCUCACAGACCAAUGAGGGAACAGUUCAGUACAUCAAGGAGAAGAUCAAUGAGAACCUGUCUGCAGAGAAAAGCAUCAACCUGUUCCACUGUCUGAAUGAACUGAAUGAUCGUUCUCUGGUCCAGGAGAUCCAACAGUCUCUGAGUUCAGGAAGUCUCUCCACAGAUAAACUGUCUCCUGCUCAGUGGUCAGCUCUGGUCUUCAUCUUACUGUCAUCAGGAGAAGAUCUGGAUGUGUUUGACUUGGAGAAAUACUCUGCUUCAGAGGAGGCUCUUCUCAGGCUGCUGCCAGUGGUCAAAGCUUCAAACAAAGUUCUGUAAGUUCUGACAGAAUUUGGGUUUUGAUACCAGGAGCUAAAACCAGGAAAGAGUGACUAUUAUCCUGGAUGUUCUGCUCAACAACUAAGGAUUUAUUAGAAAGAAUAAAUGUUAAUGUUUGACUGUCAGUUCUCUUAAAAUGUGUUUAAUUAAAAUAAACACUUGUUAAGUUGUUUUAGAAACUAUUUUACAUUUUUAUCCCACAUGACCCGACUGACACUUAGAAUCUGGUACCAAAAUGGUUCCUCUCAUAACAGUGGAAUAA
Girardinichthys multiradiatus is the source of this 1087-nucleotide messenger RNA. RefSeq names its product NLR family CARD domain-containing protein 3-like. The record is from RefSeq and is a predicted model, not a curated record. The transcript is spliced from 2 exons. The coding region runs from base 1 to 825 and encodes 274 amino acids. NCBI's taxonomy places the organism in Eukaryota, Metazoa, Chordata, Actinopteri, Cyprinodontiformes, Goodeidae.